GCUUAAGUUGUCUUGUGCUGUUUUAGUGGUUUAACUGCUUUACAUAAAAAAAAAAAGUUUUGUUUUUGUUUAUUUAUAUGUAUGUAGUACACAAUGCCAUACACUAGUUGUUCUUGGUAUCCAGAUGAAUAGUUUUGGAGUUCACAUUGAUUAAAAUACUGUCUACAGUGGACCAGGUGUCCAUUAGCUUGUUUUAAAUGAGUAUGUAUGAGCAUACAUUGACCAGUCUCUUUAGUUUAAUGAUUCAUGGAGCAAUCUUGCCCUUUAAGAAGGUCAAUAUAGGAAGGCUGAGCAUUCUGUAAUGGCUUUUUAUAGCAUCAUGUGCUGAAUGCCACAUUGUCUUCACUCUUCACAUUGUUCAAAAAGUUGUGGUGCGUGUGUGGUUUUAUUUAUGUAUUUUUUGCUAAAUGGGUAGAAAUGAGGAAACACAAACUCACAAGCCAGAAGACAAAUAUCUUCAGGAAGUUGGGUAGCCAUCAACAGCUGUCUGGCAGCUCCUCCUGUUGAGAGACAUUUGAAAGGGCACAACAGUUCACUCAUUGCAUAGUAGGUUACAGAAGUGUUUGCUAAUCCUGGUCCUGGAGCACCCCCACAUUACACAUUUUGGAUUCCUUCCACAUUUGUCGCCCAUGAUUCAACUCAUCAGGUCGUUAGUUGAGUGCUCAUGAACUGAAUUAGGUGUGUAAAAUAAGGGACACAGAACGUACAGAGCUGGCAGUUUCCCAGGAUCAGGAUUGGGGAACUCUGGGUUAGAAGCCAAAUAACUGAUCUAAAAUAAAAACUGCUUGUGAUGCAGGAUUUCUUAAAAGUUGUUACUUGGUGGUGAGUAUUACUGUGUGCCAGGCAAACAGAACAAAUCUUGCUGUACAGGGAUAUUUAGUAAACAAGCUACAUGAGGCAUGGUUUUGUCUGUUGAGCACUAGUUAUCCAUGAACAUUAGUAUUUUAUUUUUUUAUAGUCAUGUUGUGACCAAACACUAUGCUAAUGUUCUUGUUGAAUUAAGCAGUAGCUUAAUUCAAUGACACAUUUUAUGAGACCGGUUCUUCUCUUCUUGUUGCAGUUGAGAUCUGACAAAGCAUCAUGGGAGGUGCGGUUGUAGACACUGGUGACAGUGGGGUCAAGGCCCCCGAUGGAGGAUGGGGUUGGGCUGUCCUCUUUGGCUGCUUCAUCAUUACAGGCUUCUCCUACGCCUUUCCCAAAGCGGUCAGCGUCUUCUUCAAAGAACUUAUCCGAGAGUUUGGAGUGGGCUACAGUGACACUGCUUGGAUCUCCUCCAUACUUCUUGCAAUGCUUUAUGGCUCAGGGCCUAUAUGCAGCAUCCUAGUGAACCGGUUUGGGUGUCGCCCUGUGAUGAUGGUCGGGGGCCUUUUUGCCUCGCUGGGCAUGAUUUUAGCAUCCUUUGCAACCAACAUCAUCCACAUCUAUCUCAGCACAGGAGUCAUAACAGGUUUGGGUCUUGCUCUGAACUUUCAGCCAUCCCUCAUCAUGCUGAACAGAUAUUUCAGUGAGAAAAGGCCCUUGGCCAAUGGGUUGGCUGCAGCUGGAAGUCCCGUGGCUCUGUGCUGUUUGUCUCCUCUUGGUCAGGUUCUUCAAUACAAGUAUGGUUGGCGUGGAGGCUUCCUCAUCCUUGGAGGGAUUCUACUGAAUUGCUGUGCAUGUGGGGCCCUCAUGAGACCCUUGAUGGCACUGAAAAAAACAAGCGAGGUGGAUGAGAAGGAAACCAAACCUAAACCAAAGCCCAAGCUUCUUGACUUUACUGUCUUUAGAGAUCGUGGCUUUUUGAUUUACACGGUGGCUGCGGCCAUCAUGGUGUUAGGUCUUUUUGUGCCUCCAGUGUUUGUGGUAAGCUAUGCCAAGGAACUGGGCAAUGAGGACACAAAGUCUGCCUUGCUGCUCACCAUACUAGGGUUCAUUGAUAUCUUCGCCAGGCCAACAUGCGGUAUCAUCGCUGGGCUCAAGUGGGUUCGGCCACGAUGUGUUUACCUCUUCAGUUUCGCUAUGAUCUUCAAUGGCAUCACUGAUAUUAUCGGCUCCAUGGCCAAAGACUAUCCAUCUCUUGUGGUGUUCUGCGUAUUCUUUGGUAUCUCCUAUGGCAUGGUUGGAGCCUUACAGUUUGAAGUGUUGAUGGCCAUUGUGGGGACAGAGAAGUUCUCCAGUGCCAUCGGCUUGGUGCUGUUGGUUGAAGCCUUUGCUGUGUUGGUGGGACCACCUGGAGCAGGUCGCCUUCUGGAUGCCACAAAGAACUACAUGUUUGUCUUCCUGCUGGCUGGGUGUGAGGUGGUCCUCUCGGCCCUUGUGCUCGCAAUCUGUAACAUGCUCUUCAUCAAAAGGAAGCCUGAACAGCCUGACCCUCCAGCCAAGAUGGAGAUGGCCGUUAUCGACACGGAGAUGGAGGAGCUCAACAAAGCACCAAAGAACGACCAAGACAACGGAGGUGGUGAAAAUGGGAAGAAGCAAGCCAUCGAACAGGAAGCAACGACAAAAUCUGAUGAUUAAAAAGGUUGAAGAGCCUGAAAGCAUAGGGGUGGGCUCGAUAGAGCUGGAAAACGCUUCCAAAAAUGUGACCGAACCAAAUGGUGUGGUUGUAGAACCUGAAUCCUCUGUGAAGAUACUAGAACAAUAGACAUGACAGAGCUUCCCUUGUAGGACUCCUGGACAUGCGUUUGAUGUUGUAGUGUAUGCUUUUUGUAUCGCACUUCAAAUGUGGUUGCAAAGGACUGCUUUCAGACCUGCUUUCCAGUUCAGAUUCAGCCAGUUUUAGGCCAAUCACUGCCUUGUAUGUUAGCAGAUAUGUCAGGAUGUUCUCAAACUUGCAUUAAAAAAAAUAGAUUAAAUUUAUACUGUGGCACCAGAUUUUAGGCCAGUAAACACUCCACAUCAGAGCAGGUCACCAGCAUUAUACUGAAUAUUACCAGCUUGCUGCUUUGUGGCAUUCAGUGUUUGCUAAUGUGGAUUGUUGGUUCAUAGUACCUUUUUUGUCAUCUACCGUAACGUUUUAAACUGGUCCUGGGAGAGCACAGGAUUGUAUUAAAGUUCUGCAUUUCAGACAAAUGGAACCAGAUUAACCCGUACAACAUGCAAAUGAGGAUCCUAGUUAGUCUUUUUAAAUUGGAAACAUUCUUGAGGAAUGUACAGAGUUCAGACAUGCUUGUUUUUGGGGAACAGUCCAACGUAUAUAUAACUAUUGGAGGACAAAGCUCUGUUACAUUUUUAUACUUUUUUUUUUUUGCUAUUUUAAUUUAAACUUUUUCGUUUAGAUUCAGUAUUUAUAUUAAAGUGUUGUCAAAUUUGUAUUUAUUCAUCUAAAUGUCAGUGUUUCUAGACCAACUGCAUCAAUCAGGAGAGGACCACAGCUUGUACUUCUAUGUUGGUAAUGUAACAUUUUUUAAUUCACUCUUUUAUUUUUAUUUUUGAAACCCAAAUAGUAAUACAGGAUUUAUGAAAAUCGUGGUAUGGAUAAAACCUUGUUAAAUGUUACCUCAUUUUUUUUCUUUCACCAGCAGUUUGAGUAGGGACCCUCUUCUACUAUAUUCUUGAGCUAUUUUUGGUUGUGCCUUAAGUCUUGUAGCCGUACAGAACUUGUGAGUCAUUUUAGAAAUAAAUACAUCCUUCCCUCCACUGAACCUUGACUCAUUU
Messenger RNA from Sinocyclocheilus anshuiensis, 3636 nucleotides. Its product is annotated as monocarboxylate transporter 4-like. Lineage: Eukaryota; Metazoa; Chordata; Actinopteri; Cypriniformes; Cyprinidae. The record is from RefSeq and is a predicted model, not a curated record. Gene Ontology annotation, molecular function: lactate:proton symporter activity. The transcript has 4 exons. Gene Ontology annotation, biological process: monocarboxylic acid transport; transmembrane transport. Gene Ontology annotation, cellular component: basolateral plasma membrane. Bases 1081 to 2496 code for a protein of 471 amino acids.